Molecule: messenger RNA, 678 nt
Organism: Humulus lupulus (European hop)
Lineage: Eukaryota; Viridiplantae; Streptophyta; Magnoliopsida; Rosales; Cannabaceae
Exons: 2
Coding region: 1-678 (225 amino acids)
Source: RefSeq, a predicted model, not a curated record
AUGGUGGAUCAUAAUAAAUGGGAUUUACCUGGUUCAACUGUGGUGAAUCCAAAAGAGCAAUGUAAUGCAAUAUCCUUGAGGAGUGGGACUGCGUAUGAUGGACCCAUAGUAGAAAAUAAGGGUAAGAAGAUUGAGGAUCAACAUGUCACUAGUCUAGGACAAGAGGAGGUUACUGAAGACCUUCCAAAGAUAGAAAAGCAAAAAUACACCGAGCCUCCACCAAAAAUUCCAUAUCCUCAAUGGUUUCGAAAGGCUAAUCUUGACAAACAAUUUUCUAAAUUUUUAGAUAUCUUUCGAAAACUACACAUUAACAUCCCUUUUGCAGAGGCUUUAGAACAAAUGCCAAGUUAUUUGAAGUUUAUAAAAGAAAUUUUGUCAAGAAAGAGGAAAUUAGAGGAUUAUGAGACAGUUGCAUUAACUGAAGAGUGCUGUGUAAUACUUCAGGAGAAACUACCUCCAAAGCUUAAAGAUCCUGCUCGACCAACUACAGUAUCUUUGGAGAUGGAAGAUAGAUCAGUUAAUCACCCUCUUGGAGUGAUUGAGGACAUAUUGGUAAAAGUGGGUAAAUUCAUCUUUCCUGCAAACUUUACUAUUUUAGAUAUGGAGGAAGAUGAAAAUAUUCCAAUAAUACUUGGAAGACCAUUCUUGGCGACUGGUAGGGCUUUAAUUGAUGUAUAA